CACCAGCAGACCGGCGCUGCGGAAACUGAGGCGAGUGUAGGAUUUGUUUUUAUCUCUUUUGUUUUUAAAUUGAUUCGCCUGCAAACGACCUGGGGUUAUACAGUCACAGGCUCUGCUGUGAACCAGCCCUUUUAGAGGAGACUGCAAAUUUCAAAUGGCUGUGUGAUGCAUACGCCGAAAGCCAGAACAAAAAUCACAAGCCCCUGACCUUUCGGGCACAGACUGAGAAUGUAGACGAAAUUGGAAGCGGAUUUGGAAAUAAGGAGGAUGAACCCAAGCCCGAUCCUCUGGAUAUUGGCUGUCUUCUUGGUUUCAGGAAUCGGUGCCAAGAAGUUCCAAGUUGUUCAGAAACUUCCAAGGAUUCUGGCAGAUGAGGGUCAAUCCGUCCUCAUCCCAUGCGAGUGGACAGGCAAUGUCUCCCUGACAAUAGGCUCUUUUAAAUGGUUGAAGGAUGGUGCGGAAGUUUCCAAUCAGACAGCGAAGUACACAGGGCGAGUGCACAGACCCCAACAGGAUUUCAUCCACAGCCGCAAUGCUUCCCUCUUGCUGAAGGGGCUGAAAGUUACUGAUUCUGGGAUGUACAGAUGCAGCGUGAAAUUCAUGCAGCUGGGUGAGGAAUAUGGGAAUGGAACACAGCUCACAGUCAGAGUUUCAGGAAUCGGUGCCAAGAAGUUCCAAGUUGUUCAGAAACUUCCAAGGAUUCUGGCAGAUGAGGGUCAAUCCGUCCUCAUCCCAUGCGAGUGGACAGGAGCUGAAAGUUACUGA
This is a messenger RNA of Stegostoma tigrinum, 765 nucleotides long. RefSeq names its product natural cytotoxicity triggering receptor 3-like. The transcript has 5 exons. NCBI's taxonomy places the organism in Eukaryota, Metazoa, Chordata, Chondrichthyes, Orectolobiformes, Stegostomatidae. The record is from RefSeq and is a predicted model, not a curated record. The coding region runs from base 268 to 765 and encodes 165 amino acids. Gene Ontology annotation, biological process: immune response-activating cell surface receptor signaling pathway; positive regulation of natural killer cell mediated cytotoxicity.